CUCUCAAGCACCCACGCUUCUUGCCUGAGAGGAUCAUGUGAGGUGUUCACGGUACUGUACUUUUCGAGUGUAUUAAGUCAUCGAUUCCGCCAUGAAAAGGUCACGAGCGGCGAAGGGGAAUCCCGUGGGCUACGCGAAGCGCCUGGAGAAGGGCCACUACAAAGGACGAUGUGGGGCUACCGAGUCGGAGAUGCCUCACGCGAAGGUGCAAGCGGAAGCCAAGAGGCUCGCGAGCCUGCUGAGGACUGCGCCCAUCGCGGUGGCUCACACCGGGGCAGGCUUGUCUACCGCUGCGGGCAUCCCGGACUUCCGGGGCAAAGACGGGGUUUGGACCUUGGAGAACCAAGGGCAGCCUUUACCGGACUACGAGAAGUGCUGGGACAACGCCAUGCCCACGCUCGGGCACAUGGCGCUGGUGGGGCUAGUGAACGAGGGCUUCGUGCACGCGGUGAUCAGCCAAAACGUCGACGGGCUGCAUCUGCGAUCCGGUAUCCCGCGUGAGAAGCUGUGCGAGCUGCACGGCAACCUCUUCAUGGAGAUUUGCUCGGGCUGCGGGAAGGAGUUUCGGCGCACGGCGGACGUUGGCGGUGUGGGCUUCAAGCCAACAGGUAGACGGUGCCGUGAGUGUGGAGAAGGGAUGGUUGACGCGCUUCUUGACUGGGAGGACGAGCUGAGAGACUACGAGCAGGCUGUGGACCUCUCCGAAAGGUGCCGCGAAACCGGGGGUGUCAGCCUCUGCCUGGGGACUUCUCUGCAGAUCUCCCCGUCCAAAGACCUUCCCGCCAAGGCCGACAAGAUGGUCAUCGUCAACCUCCAGAAGACUUGUAAGGAUGCGCGAGCUGCGAUCGUCAUCCGCGCCAAGAUCGACGCGGUCAUGCGCUGCGUCAUGCAGGAGCUGGGCAUCCCGAUCCCGGUUUAUCGGCGGACAGAGACCCUAGUGGUGAGCCACACGUCCAGCAUCACCGGCGCCAACGGGGACCGGUGGAAGUGGGCCAUAGCCGUCGGGGACGCCGCGGAUGGGGCGCGAUGCGGCUACAUAGAUAGGAUGGCCGUGAAGUUUCCUGAGACGGACCUCUCAGAUGCUGUCGUUACGGGCCCCACGUUUCGUGUGGCCAAGACUACGAAAUGCCGGCGACUUUCCUUGGGCACGGGGAUGGUGAGAUCGAAGGAGAAAAUCGAGGCCGGCGGCGGGAGUAGCGACGGCACCAUCGGCCGUGGCGGAGAAGAAGAGGAGAAACGCCCACUGGAACGCGAAGGAAGUCACGUAGAGGGCGGUGCUGGCGUUGGCAACGGCGGCGGUAGCAAUAGUGUUGUUGUUGGCAGCGGCGGCGGUGAGUACAUCAGAGCGGUUCUUUCGCUUUUUUUCGUGGCCGCGCCGGGGCACGCGGCUCCCGAGCCGCAGACGGUCGAGUACCGCAUGGACUUGUCCGCGAGCGAAGGCUCGCAUCAAGUGUCGGUGUCAUUGGGCGAGGUGGACUACAACUGCAGUGCUUGAUAUGGGGUACCCUCGAACGGUUGAGGAUAACGCAAUUGCGUUGGAUUUGAAGGGGAUGUCGGUCGGCCGGUCGCAUGCUAAGACGUUGCUAUACGACCGUCAAUUACGGCCAGGGACGUUGACUUGAUCGAAAUGGACUCCGAUGACGGAACAGCAGCUUUCCCCCAGAUUCCCUGAAUGAUUCGUGACUGGGUAGCCGCUGUUGGUCGCUUCGGUUUUCGUCUUCCAGACGUUUCCUUCAGCAGCACGUCGUGCUCCUGUACAAAAAAAUAGAGUCCUGUGUUCUGGCGUACCCUGCAACAACAACCUUUGCUCGUCCGACCAAUUAUUAUGGGGGGAAUGCGUUAUUACGUGCUUGUGUGGUAUUGUGUCGUGGUUGAGAUGGAGGAAGUUGGAUGCUCAGGUUUGCCGUGCCGCCAACCAGGUGUGGUUGCGCGCUGCGGCAUAGUUCUGUUUUUUGUAUCGUUGAAGAAGAGCUGUGUCUUUUCAAUCGCGGUUGGCAACUUAAGGAAGAUAUACGUUUUUUUCGUGCUCGGCGUCUCACAUCAACGCGGGGGAUGUAAAAUGUAAAAGUAAAAUGUAGUCUAAGUACUAAAUGCACUCGAUAACCUUUUUU
Molecule: messenger RNA, 2111 nt
Organism: Ectocarpus sp. CCAP 1310/34
Lineage: Eukaryota; Phaeophyceae; Ectocarpales; Ectocarpaceae
Source: the annotation of a GenBank genome assembly